UUUUGUUUCAGGGCCUUACAGGAAGACCAGGGCUCCCGGGAGACAAAGGUGCGAUGGGGAUCCCUGGGCGGCCGGGACUAAAAGGGCAACCCGGAGAGAAGGGUGCGCCAGGAGAAGCGGGCAUGUCUAUCAUCGGGCCCCGUGGUCCACCCGGACAGCCUGGAACAAGAGGUUUUCCUGGAUUCCCGGGCCCUAUUGGCUUGGACGGCAAACCGGGUCAUCCUGGACAGAAAGGGGAGAUGGGUGCUGCAGGUCCCAGGGGACAACCCGGACCCCCAGGACAAAAAGGAGAAAAGGGCCAGUGUGCAGAGUACCCGCACAGGCUGUUGCCUCUCCUCAAUUCAGUGCGGCUGGCUCCACCUCCGGUCAUAAAGAGACGCACUUUCCAGGGUGAACAAGGACAAGCGGGAAUCCAAGGUCCCCCGGGGCCCCCUGGCCCACCAGGGCCCACUGGACCAGCUGGACCCGAAGGAACCCCAGGACAGCCCGGGCCAAUUGGGCCGCCUGGCAGAGCGGGAGAACCGGGGAAGCCUGGCAGAGAUGGAAAGGGCUUACCUGGGCCUCCUGGACCAAAGGGAGACCCUGGAAUUCAGGGAUACCCUGGCAGAAAGGGGGAGAGAGGCAUGCCAGGGCUGCCAGGAAGACAUGGCACUAAGGGCGCUCCUGGGCUGGCCACCGCAGGACUGAAGGGCGAGCCCGGGACUCCAGGAGAAAAGGGUGAGAAGGGACGAGCUGGUGACCCUGGGCUUCCUGGACUCCCUGGCACGAAGGGAGAGAAGGGAAAUGCUGAGAAUGCCUUGGCGGGAGGUAAAGGAGAACCUGGCCCUCCAGGUCUGCCUGGGCCCCCUGGACCAAAGGGAGAAGCUGGUGACAUUGGCCGGCCUGGUGCUGCAGGGUCACGGGGGGAAAAGGGGGAACCUGGUUCACCGGGAGACCAGGGACCCAUGGGCCCAAGGGGCCCCAAAGGAGAGCCUGGGAAGGACGAUAUGAUGGACUACGAUGGUAACAUCAGCGAAGCUCUCCAGGAAAUACGAACUUUGGCCUUGAUGGGACCCCCAGGACUUCCGGGUGUGGCUGGACCUCCAGGGCCACCGGGACAGAAGGGUGAAAUUGGCUUGCCAGGUGCUCCAGGCCAUGAUGGAGAAAAGGGACCACGUGGCAAGCCUGGAGAAAUGGGCCCCCCUGGCCCUCAUGGACUGCCAGGGAAGGAUGGACCACCUGGAAUAAAGGGAGAGCCAGGCCAUAUUGGGGUCACAGGAGAAAAGGGCGAUAAAGGAGAGCCGGGACAAGCCGGCUCACCGAUAUCUGGCCCCCCUGGACCCCAAGGCCCACCAGGACCUCCAGGUCUUCAGGGCCUCCCAGGACCGAAGGGGGAAGCAGGGAUUGAUGGAAUGAAAGGAGAGAAGGGUGCCCAGGGUGAAAAAGGAGACAGAGGGCCACUGGGAUUACCCGGUACUCCAGGACCAAUUGGGGUUUCGGGACCAGCAGGACCAAAAGGAGAAAGGGGCAGUAAAGGAGAUCCUGGAGUUGUAGGACCAAUGGGGCCAGCAGGGCUUCCUGGUUUACAAGGUCUACCUGGUGACAAAGGAAUCCGGGGUCUCCGAGGUUUUAAAGGCGAGAAGGGUGAGCCGGGGUUACCUGGGCUGGACGGCCUGGAUGCCCCAUGCCCAUUGGUAUGGCGUACCUUCCCUUUCCUGCAUGCUAGUUUGCUUUUUGCAUCUUGGUGGUUAUUUUCUGAUACCUCCGAAUAGCUGCAUGCCCUAGAAACACCUGGCAAUUCCUUCCUGACCUAUCUCCAUCCUACCUUCCUCGUGCUGCUGUUGUCAGAAACAGGCCCUUCCUUUCGUGCUAUGAUUCACAGCUGCUGUCAGCAUUACUUUGUGGCACGAGGAAAAAUGUAGCGGCGAUGCGAAUUUAUUUACAACUGCUUCAAUUCUUCCUUUGCCUUCACUUUGAGAACUUUCAGUAGACUAACGUAUGAAGACCUGCCUCCACACUGGCUUGGCUUUCUAGCAAGGAGCUGCAAUGCUCAUGUCCUUCAUUAACUCCAUUUUUAAGUGCUUGUAUGUGGCUAGCACAGCCUGACACCGCUCGGUAUUACCUCAGUCACCCUAUACAUUAAGAUGACUGAAAAAAAUAGUUAUCCUGUUAACAAGCCCAUGUGAAACACAUUAACUGGACACUUAUCUCCCUCAAUUCCUGCUAGACAAUUCCUAUUUGUGAGUCUCCCCAGAAGUCAAAAUGGUACCCGUAGAAUCCAAGAAACUUGAAUUUGGAAUUGCCUGUUUCCUGAUACCCAUCUUAUUCAAGCAUUAAAGGAUGAUUAUUGUAUUAGUGCCUCAUCUAACCCAACUAUUGUAGGACAAAGGUGUUCAGGAACACUUUACCUCAACUGAUUUCUAAGUGUGCCAUUAAACAUCACCAAGCUAUUAACUUACUCUGAGAUUUUCUAGAAAUGCAGCAUUCAGGUGAGGUUUUUGCUCCCUACAGCAGUCUAGACAGUUCCAUAAUACACUGAAACUUGUACUCCCCUGCCCUUCCAGCCCCCAUUUGGCAUGACUAGGUUUGCUUGAGGAUGGUUAUUCCAAGCUUUAUUGCUCACUUAAAGGUGUUUGAUGCCAUUUACAAGGGAUGGAGUAUCAGUUAGUUCAACUAGCUGGAAAAAUGUGUCCCAAAGAAAAAAGCCAGAUUUAGUUGGGAAGGUUUUCUUAGUUUCCUGAGGAAACUAGCCCUGAAAUUGCCAUUAAAAGCCUUUGUUAUUUGACCUUUGUGAAGAGCUAACACUAGUCUUCCUUCCAGCAUUCCCUCCUUUCUGCGCUGCCAUUGUCUCUUUGGGGCAAUGACUAUAAUGGUGACCACUUGCAAAGUCUCAGUUGCUGCUCUGUAAAUUCUUGGUAACAGACAGAAACUCUUCUGCCAGUCCCACAGGUGGAAUAAUACCUGGCCAGAACAGUCCACAAAGGAGAAAAAACACUGAGCCAUGUGUUUCGCCUCCCACUGAUAAUAGCCAGGUUUUUAUGGAAUAAGUUUUGGCUUGAAUAAGGCACCUAAUUACA
Molecule: messenger RNA, 3056 nt
Organism: Harpia harpyja (harpy eagle)
Lineage: Eukaryota; Metazoa; Chordata; Aves; Accipitriformes; Accipitridae
Gene: COL13A1
Product: collagen type XIII alpha 1 chain
Exons: 34
Coding region: 54-1751 (565 amino acids)
Source: RefSeq, a predicted model, not a curated record